AUGGUUCAUGCACGAGCUGGGACUGAGCCCUCAGCCAUACAACAGUCGAGUGGUCUCACGUCAGCCAAUGUUGGGGACACAGUGACUUUGCAGUGCUUCUAUGAAGGCGACGUGGCCAUGCAUUUCUCUUGGUACAAGCAACCCUUGGGAGAAAAACCUCAGGUCAUCUCAACAGUCUAUAGGUAUGACGAGGCUCCUACGUUUUACCAUGAAUUCAAGGGUAACCCUCGAUUUUCAGUGCAAAGCGGCCAAGGAAUAAAUCACCUCAGCAUCUCAGACAUAAAUAGCUCGGAUUCAGCCUUGUACUACUGUGGGAGCGCACACUCGAAUGUGUUGGAAUUUGGAAAAGGAACCUUUCUCAAUAUAAAAGAUUCAGGCUCCAACAGCGAGACAGCUGUAGAGCAGUCUGUGUCUGAGUCAGUCCAGCCAGGAGAGUCUGUGACUCUGAACUGUACAAUACACAUGGAGACCUGUGCAGGAGAACACAGUGUCUAUUGGUUCAGACGUGGCUCGGGAGAAUCCCGUCCAGGAAUCAUUUACACCCACGGAGACAGGAGUGAUCAGUGUGAGAAGAGCCCUGAGGCUGGGUCUCCUACACAGAGCUGUGUCUACAACCUCCCCAAGAGGAACCUCAGCCUCUCUGAUGCUGGGACUUACUACUGUGCUGUGGCCUUAUGUGGGGAGAUACUCUUUGGGAAAGGGACCAAGGUGGACAUUCAAGAUCUGUUCAUUGAGAAGCUCAGUGCAGCGUAA
This is a messenger RNA of Salvelinus fontinalis (brook trout), 753 nucleotides long. RefSeq names its product immunoglobulin alpha-2 heavy chain-like. The record is from RefSeq and is a predicted model, not a curated record. Gene Ontology annotation, biological process: response to bacterium. Bases 1 to 753 code for a protein of 250 amino acids. NCBI's taxonomy places the organism in Eukaryota, Metazoa, Chordata, Actinopteri, Salmoniformes, Salmonidae. The transcript is spliced from 4 exons.